CGCAGUGGAGCUUGGUCACAUCCGGUUGUAUAUAAAGAGCCACGAGUUAGCGGCGAAUUUGGAGUGUCCAUUUUGAGCUGAGAUCCGGCGUCUCCCUCGUUUCCCCCCUUUCUUAAAGUUAGCAAUCCACCCUCACGAUGGCCGACUCUGACAUUCUGCUCAUGGAGACUUCAGAGCAGAACGGCAACGAGGGCGACGAGGACCAGAACGACGCCGCCGAAGCCGAGUUUAUGGCUGACGAUGACAGCCAGGCAGACGGCGGCAAAAUUGACGCCAGCAAAGGCGAAGAGGAUGCCGGCAAAAUGUUUGUGGGUGGCCUGAGCUGGGAGACCAACAAGAAAGACCUCAAGGACUAUUUCAGCAAGUUUGGCGAGGUGUCGGACUGCACCAUCAAAAUCGACACGGCCAGCGGGCGCUCCCGCGGCUUUGGCUUUGUGCUCUUCAAGGACCCGGCCAGCGUGGACAAGGUGCUGGAGCAGAGCCAGCACAAACUGGACGGCCGCCAGAUCGACCCCAAGCGGGCCCUGGCCAUGAAGAAGGAGGCCGUCAAGAAGAUCUUUGUGGGCGGCUUGAAUCCAGAAGCCACUGAGGAGAGCAUAAGGGCGCACUUUGGGGCCUUUGGAGAGAUCGAAACCAUUGAGCUCCCCCUGGACCCCAAGUCGAAGAAGAGGAGGGGCUUCAUCUUUAUCACGUACAAAGAUGAAGCCAGCGUCAAGAAGUGCUUGGAAAAGAAGUUCCACAACAUCGAGGGCGGCAGGUGUGAGUUGAAGAUCGCCCAACCCAAGGAAGUGUACCAGCAGCAACAGCAGCAGCAAUACGGCGGAGGACGUGGCGGCGGCGGCGGCGGCUACGGUGGCCGAGGGGGCCGAGGAGGACGCGGAGGCCAGAGCCAGGGCUGGAACCAGGGCGGCUAUGGAAGCUACUAUCAGCAGGGAUACGGCGGUCAAGGCUACGGCGGCCAAGGCUACGGCAGCUACGGCGGCUACGGGGGCUACGACUACCCCUCCGGAGGCUACUACGGAUAUCCCGGAUACGACUACAGCCAGGGCAGCGCCAGUUACGGCAAGGCUCCUCGACGGGGCCACCAGAGCACCUACAAGCCAUACUGAUGCGCGCAACGCGGCAGAAUCCAGCAAGAAACAAACCAACGCGGCGGCGGCGGUGGCGACUCCUUUUAUGACAGAAGACCAUUUGUACAGAAAACAUCAGAAAUGAAACUUUUCCAUGUUUUUUUUUUUUUUUUUUUUUUUUUUUUUAAAUUGUAUGCUUUCAUUUUUUAGGUUUUACUUUUCCCUUCAGUGUUUUUUUUUUUCUUCCAGUUUUUUUUGUCCCUCCCCCCCCAACAUUUCCAUUGAAAGGAAGUGUAAUUUGACUGUACUUUUUGGUACCUGUUUUGAUUCUAAUGUAUUGCUAAGGGUAUUUUACAUGUCAGCUAGCUUUACAGGUUGGGCGUCUUGGCACUGUAAAGGAGCUUUUUUGACAAAUAAAAAACAAAACCAAAUUGUAA
This is a messenger RNA of Syngnathus acus (greater pipefish), 1507 nucleotides long. Its product is annotated as heterogeneous nuclear ribonucleoprotein A/B-like. Gene Ontology annotation, cellular component: nucleoplasm. Gene Ontology annotation, molecular function: RNA binding. Lineage: Eukaryota; Metazoa; Chordata; Actinopteri; Syngnathiformes; Syngnathidae. Gene Ontology annotation, biological process: regulation of gene expression. The transcript is spliced from 9 exons. The coding region runs from base 138 to 1109 and encodes 323 amino acids. The record is from RefSeq and is a predicted model, not a curated record.